AGGCGAGCGCGACAGUAUAGCGAUAGCAUGGACGCUGCCGAGCGCGUUUACACCGACAACGUCCUGCCAAGCGACGCUGAAGGCGCAAGGCAACUCCUGUCGCAGUUACACGACCACAAGCGAGCCAUUCUCGAAGCAUCAAUGUACACGCUGCAGGAGGCUCAGGCCCUCCUUGCGCGGCUCAGGGGCCUGGCCACUGAGGGCGCCACCCUCGAUUCGAGGCCGCAGCAUAUCAAGACCAACAUCGAGUUUGCGUGCUCCCAAAUCGAGCAUUACUUGGAGUCACUGCACGACCGAAGGAGAUUCCUAGAUGGACUCUUCUCUGCAAGAAAGCACCAUCUGGAGCAGUGUCUCGCUCUGUGUCUUCUGUACCAGGACCUGACCGAAGCGGUAACUUCUCUGAAGCAGUUGCGCGAUGAAGUUUCCGAACAUCAAGGUCUGGGAGAGUCUCAGGGUAAUGCAGAGAUUCUCCUCCACGAGCAUCUCAGGAGGGAGACAGCUGCCAAGGAACAGCAGGAUAAGUGCAUCCGGCUGUUGAAGACUGCGGAGCGCAUGGCAUCUGGAGGGCACUACGCCGGCCUGGAGGCUCGCUCCAGAGCCUACUCGGUCUUGGAGGCUGCCACAGCUCUGCAUGAGACAUGUGACACCCGCACUGCUCUUCUCCAGCAGUCCAUUCUCUUCUUCAAGCUCGCCCAGACGGCCAUGACCAAGUUGGACCAGGCUGAAGUGCAGGUGGCCAGUCUGGGUGGCGAAGGAGCACAGAGACUCUCCCUCGUAGUUGGGGUGGUGGAGGAAGCCAUUCAGCCAGCACUCGCUGAAGGAUAUGCCAUCCUGGAGGUUACUGGAGGAAGAAAUCAACCCCACAACUUGGGUAUUUCGCUUGUGGUUGAGGAACUUGAACGACGUAGAAGUCACUUGUCUUCCAUUUGUGUUUCCUCAACUGAACAAGUUUUGCAACGAACAGAACUCUCUAAUGCCUUCCUCGAACAAUAUAACUCUAUUGAGUCCUGGCUGGUCAGAAUUGGAGAUGCCUUUCUGCAGGGUCAUCAAGACCCAGGUGGCUCUCUUAGUCUAGCCAGGGACUUCCUCCACCUCCAUCAAACCCUUAAUAACGAUGUUAUGGAAAAGAAACGCGAAAUCGAUUCUCUCGACACUUUCUUGUCAAAGCUUUUACGAGAUUUAUCUGAAGAGGAGGCAGCAGGCUAUCAAGAGAAAAUGCAAGCCUUGAAGGACCACUGGGAUGCAUUGAAGAAAGUUCUUGAUAUUCGUAUUGCAAUCAGUGACAAAUAUGUGAAGUUCCAUGAGGAUGCUGAGGCUGUGAAUAAUGAACAUGAGAGCCUUGAGCAGCUACUAAAAGAAGCACACGGAGAGGAUAUUGUUCCUCAAGUUGAAGCUAAGUGGGAACAAGUGCAAAAGUUGUAUCUUGAUCUUUGCAACAAUGGAAAAGCUUUUUGUCAAGAUGUUAAGAAUGUUGAAGAUCCCUACUUGGAUACAAAUAGGGCUGUGUUAUGUGUAGAGAAUAUUUUGGAACAACUUGGCAAGAGACGUCUUGUCAUAACUGACUUGCAUUCACACUUCCAUAUGAAGAUAACCACAACUAAAGAGAUGUUAUUAUUAUGGAACACUUAUCGGGAAAAUGUUGUAAAGAUGCAGUCAGAAAUGUCUAGUCUGGAGACAGACUUUUGUCCAUUAUUAAGAGGAGAUCCAGCUGAUCCAGAAGAUAUAGCUAAUACUCUUGAUCAGAGGUUGAGUGUUUAUGUAUCAGCUGUGAAGAAAACUCAGGAGGAUAUUCAGAAUAUGAUGACAAGAGCAGAAGUGAUGUCAUAUAAAGGUGAUCAAGGUGGUCAGCGAGAUGAAGUUAUUGGAGCCCUUCUGCAGCUUUAUCAGAAUCUGCAGAACAAAGCCACAGAAUACCAAAUUUUGGGACACAUGCUAAUCCAGUGGUGCAGAAAUAUAGCUGAGAUUCACCGAUCUUGUGACAAACUGGAGUCACAAUUUGGUAAUGUCAGCCUUGAUAUUGGAGGUAUAGAAGGUCAGCUUUUGGAACAUGAGGCUUCCAAACAAGCUGUUCUGGAAUUGCUCAAAUUUGCUCAAAAUGAAUCAACAAGUAUUGUGACUAAGAUCAAGGAACAGUGUCCCCCUGAUGCCGGAGCAAAGGAUAUUGGCAUGAUCAAUGAAAUGUUGGAAAGACGUGGCAGAGUCUUUGAAACGGUAUGGUCCCAUCACCAACAAAUGCUUGAAAGGCAACUCAAGCGUUCGCAAUAUCAUGUUGAUUUACAGGUAAUCAGCGACCAGCUUCGUGAUUUAAGUGAACAACUAGGUCGCAUGCGAGGUCAUUAUGGUGACUCCCUGGCUGCUGCCAAGAACAUGCAGACUGCAUUCACACAGUUCAAGAUCACUGUUGAUAUGUUAGAAAGACGUAUCCAAACAUUUGUAAGUACAGCUGUUAAAAUGCUUGGACAAGAGGAUGACUCAGGUGAAGUGCAGCAGGAACUUGCUGAGUUGGAGAAGAAAUGGUCUACUUUCCAGAGGCAGGUUGGGGAGUCAGAGAAGUCUAUUGAACUGUCUAUUGACUUCUUCAAACUUGUUGAGGAGGCUGAAGAUUGGUUUAAGAAUGGAAGUAAACUCCUGGUAACUGUAGCCGGUGAAUCAUCUAACAUCCAAAACCCAGAUCAAGCUCAGAAACUUAGGAAACGUAUUGAGCACUUCUUGCAGCCAGGAGAGCAGGCUCAAGCAGAGAGAAUCACAAAGAUAUCCUCACUUGCCCUUCAACUGUAUGGAUCAGCUACUCCCAGACAGAUCGAAGUUGUAUCUCACCAGAAUACACACAUGCUUGAAAGCUUUAAUGUUAUCAACCGUAACCUUGAAAUGCUGAUUAUAAACCUGAAAAAUGCAGAAGAUCUUAGAGAAAAGCAGAAGAAGGAAAAGGAAGAACUUGCUGCUUCACUCACAGCUGCUCAGGCUGAAGCUGAGGCAGCAAGGCUGAGAGCAGCUGCAGCAGAAGAAGCUAGAAGGGCUGCAGAGGAGGUGGCAAGAACAAUGGCCAUACCUGUAGAGCCUAUUGUUCCAGAAAAGGUUGAGAUUGAGAUCCAGACAGAAGCCAUCCCCCUGCCACCUGAGGAGCCCCGAAAGCCAGAGGAAACACCACCUGCCAAGAAAGCCAAGCUGAUCGAUGACGAACCACAGCACAUGCCUCCAGUCUUCAUGACACCACUCGUGGGAGCCUCAGUCUCGGAGGGAGUCAAAUUCUCCUUUGAGUGCAGGGUUAUUGGAUUUCCAAUGCCUGAGGUUGAAUGGCUCAAGGACAAUAUGAGCAUCUCUGGAAACCCAGAUUAUAAAACAAGCUUUGAAGAAGGUAUAUGUACUCUUACUAUCGAAGAAACAUUCACUGAGGACUCUGCCCUUUUCACAUGUAAGGCAGUUAAUGCUGCUGGUAUGGCAGAAACAUCUGCAACACUCACAGUUAAAGAAGCAGAGGCAGUGGAGGUGAUGGCACCACCAUUAUUCACAAAGAGACUUAUAGAUUCAGCAGCUGAAGAAGGCUCAUCAUAUCAGCUUGAGGCAACUGUAGAAGGUCAUCCUCUCCCAGUUGUUUCUUGGUCAAAGGAUGGAAAAUGUGUGGAUGAAUCUCCUGAUUAUGUCAUUACCUUCAACAAUGGUGAAUGUGUGCUCAGAUUUGAGGAAGUCUUUGUGGAGGAUCAAGCUGAGUACCAAUGCAGAGCUUCCAAUGAUCUGGGUGAAGAUAUUACUAAAGCCAGGCUUACUGUCACAGCGGUGGAACUCUCUGAACGGCCAAAGUUCACAAUGCUCUUGAGCAAUGUGAUGGCAAGGGCUGGACAGAAGUUUAAAUUGGAAUGCCAGGUUACAGGGAACCCAACUCCUACUAUCACCUGGUUCCACAACAACAAACCAGUCAAGGAAACACCAGACUGUAGGUUGACAUUUGAUGGUCAAACAGCCACUUUAGUGAUGUCUGAAGCCUUCCCUAAGAAUGCUGGCACUUACACUGUUGUGGCAAAGAACUCUGCUGGAGAAGCUCAGUGCUCAGCAAAUGUGUCUGUAAAGGGUCGCAUUCCAACUGAGACAAGUGACUCUGAGGUGGCAUCAGACAUAGAUGCAGAACCAGUAAAGCCUUCAGUACAACUUCCCUUGAAAGAUACCAGCAUACAAGAAGGGAGGCCAGCCCGUCUUGACUGUGUUAUUGUUGGUCAGCCUGAGCCAGAGGUUAUUUGGUACCAUGAUGACAAGCCUGUUAAAGAGUCCAAUGACUUCAAAUUGCUGUUUCAUGGUGAUCGUUGUUCUCUGAUAAUACAAGAAGCAUUCUUGGAGGAUGCUGGCAUAUACAGGGUAGUUGCAAUGAACUCUGCUGGUGAGGCAUCAACUGCAUGUUUCCUUAAUGUAGAACCUGUUCCUGAACUGGCACCACCAUCUGAACCAGAAGCUCCCACUGUGGCACCUCGUUUCUCUCAACUGUUGACAGACAGUCAUGUCACAGAAGGAAAACCAAUCACUCUUCGUGCUUCAGUGACUGGCGAGCCAGCUCCUACCAUAGCAUGGUUUAAGGAUGGUGUGCCACUUCUUCCUGAUAAUGAGUUCCAGAUCCAGGAGAAUCGAGAUGGUAGUCUCAUUGUUCAUAUUAAUGCUGCAACACUUGACCACACUGGACAGUAUGAAAUAGUUGCAUCCAAUGCAGCAGGGACAGCAAAGUGUGUGGCUUAUCUGAGCAUAGAACCUCGUCUCCCAACACCUCCACCUCCAGAGCACAGGGAACCUCCUGUCUUUACCAAACUCAUUCAAGAUGUGACGGUGACAUCUGGAAGUGGUGUCAUAUUUGAAGCUGAGGUUACAGGGGUCCCAAAGCCUACGGUAUACUGGACACUGAAUGACUGCCAUCUCACUGGUCAAGAAUAUUUACAUGGACAACUGCAAUAUCUUAUUGGCAACCGAGGAAGUGUCCAUUCUCUGGAGUUACCUACAACAUCCAAACUUCAAGCAGGUAUCAUCACUAUUGUUGCAGAAAAUGCUGCAGGAAAAGCAGUAUCUGCAGCAGCUCUUAAAAUUCUAGAUCCACCAACAGUAGUAGCAAAACCAGCAGCCAUGGAGCCCCAAGGGAAACCGCAGCAUCAUGUGAGGGAGGAGAGCUACACCUCAUCCACAACAUCAUCCUCAACCAUGUUCCAACAAACCAGCAGAAUGGAAACCAGCCACAUAACCAAGGUUGUCAUGAGUAGUGGAGGAAGCAUGGAUGAGAAGAAGCAUAGCAUGUCUGCAGCCUCCACUUCACAGGUCAAGAAGGUCUCUGGACAGCCAGCAACAGAGGUUCACAAAGCACAUUUCCAGGAGGUGAAGCAAGAUGGAAUUGCACCAGCCGUGGUCAGUGAUAAAGUAAGCAUGGUAAAGAUUGAGGGUGACAAAGUGGUCCAGCAGGUGAGCCAAGAUUCUGGCACCGUUUCCAUCACUCCUCCUCCAAAGAAAUUUGCAACAGGCAAGAGGAAGGCUGCCCCUGCAAGAUUCAUCACACCUCUUCAGAGUAUCAUUGCCAAAGAGGAUGACCGAAUUGUUCUGGAAAGCACAAUUGAUGGUUAUCCAGACCCAUCUGUGACAUGGACCCAUAAUGAUGGACCUCUUAAGGAUGAUAUUCAAGUUAAGACUCAGUUAAACAAAACUUCACUGACCAUCCCCAGGGUCAACCAAGGACAUAGUGGACAUUACACCUGUUUCAUACAGAAUGAAGGUGGCUCUGCCCAGUGCACCUGUGAUGUUAUAAUCAAGAAAAAACAGUUCCCACCAGUGAUAUCGAAAAGGCUGCAACCUGUUGUGGUGGGUGUAAACGAACGACUACACAUGGAGAUUGAUGUGACUGGUACCCCCUUACCUGAAGUUUCAUGGACAAAGGAUGGUCAAGCACUUACUGCAAGUGAUCGCUUAACUCAGCGCUCUGAGGGUACUCGACACCUUCUCAUCAUCCAGGAAGCUCAAUUAGAUGAUUCUGGUCGGUAUGGUGCUAUUGCUACCAACCCAGCUGGUCGGGCGGAGACUCUUGCAGAUGUUAUGGUGACACAACUGAUUAUAGAUGAGACAUCUCAAACACACAAGAUUGUAUUUACUGAUGUAACUGAUGAAACUAAGAUGUUUACUAGCAGGUCAGAAGAGGUCCAUGAGGAAAGGCGUGGAGGAGCCCCAGGUACGAAACCCACUCCAGAAACUAAACCAACUAAAGAAGAAAAGAAACCAAAAUAUGAAGAGUUCAGAAGAGAAACUCAUGGACACCCAGGGAAAUCAGGUCCUUACUCUGAAGACACUUAUUAUGCCAUGAAGGAUGAGAGUGAUAUUUCUACUGAAGGGCGAAGAACUAAGAAGAAAGUUGAGAUGAAGAGUGAAACACAUGUAGAAGUAAUGUCUGACAAGAAGGUUGAGGUCUUUGAAAGCACAAGUGUUGAUGUCACACCAAAACCCAAGAAAAAGCAAGUGGUGAAAAUGGAACAGAAACAUGAAGUGAAAGCAAUUCAAGAUGCAAGACCUGCUGAGACAUCUGCCCCUGUUCCUACUUCAGAACCAAAAGUGAAGUCUACACCUGUAGCAGAGACAAAAACAAGUGAAAAAGAAAUAAAAAUAUCAUCAGUUACUGAAUGUAAGGAGCAUUUAGUAAAGGAAUCAUUUACAUCAGAAAAACAGGACUUACCACAGCAAGUCAUUAAGCCAGUGAAAAAGGUGAGUCUAAAAACAGAGCCUGAAAAGGAUGUGAAAGCACCUUUAAAGGUCCCCAAAAUUGAACCAUUAAAAUCUACUGGUCUUGUAAAACAGGCAGUCACUAUCCAAGAAAAAGAAAAGAUAGAAUUGGAUUUGAAACCUUUCCCAUUUGAGCCUGACCCAGAGAAACCGAAGAAGCCGAGAGGACAGCCACCUUCUCAUCCAAGCAAGUUUAAAAAGGGGGAAUUCCAUGAGAGUGACUAUGAUAGUGAUUAUGAAGGAAAAAUAGCACCUAAAUGGAAACCUGCAGACAGUGAUGCUGAAGAAAAUGUUUAUGGAAAAGUCCAGCCACCACUUGGGAAAAGCAAAGUGUCACAGCCACAUGUGAGAACACCAACACCUCCAUCAGCUUUUGAUCAGCCACCACAAUUUGAAGGACCAGCAAGGCCUAAAAUAGAUUUUCCUGAAUCCGAAACUGAACCAGAACGGGAUGUGUCACCAGAGAUAGUCAUUCCAGAGAAGGUAGAGUAUGUAGCUCCUCCUGAACCACCAAAAGUUGCACCAAAAGAGCCUAAACUUUUCAGGUCACAGCCACCUAAAAAGGAAUUUCCUAAAAAAGAACCACCUAAAAGAGAGCCUCCACCUAGGUCACCAUCACCUGUUUUGCAGCCUGGUACUCCUCCUGAAGAACUUUAUGCUGAAUCCAAGCCAAAGGAGUCACCAUUUUCAAAUGCAAUUGGAGUUGAGUCAACAAAGAUAACAAAGAUAGCAGACUCUAGUGCUUAUCACAAACGCUUUGUUACUAUGCAGCAAACAACUAGAGUUAUAAAGUUUACUGAUUCUAGGACUGCAACAACUUCAACUGAAAGUCAACAAGCAUCAUCGUCUGAAAGGAAGUCAAGGUCUACAAAGAGAGAAGAACCUAAAAGGGAACCACUACCAGCUUUAGAACCUUUCCCAUUCACUCCUGAUCCACCAAAGCCAAAGAAAGAUAGGGGUGCACCACCACCAAAACCUAAAAAGUUCCAGAAAGGUGAAUUUACUGGCAGUGACUAUGAAAGUGACUAUGAAAGUCGUAUCCGACCAAAAUGGCAACCACCUGACAGUGAUGCAGAAGAGCCAAACUACACAAAAGUAAAGCCACAGUUAAGAUCUGACAGGACACCCUCAAAAACAAGGGAGAGAACACCAACUCCUCCUACAGUUUUUGAUGUUCCACCAGAAGAAGGACCUUGGCGUCCAUCUGUUGAGAAGGUUGAAAUUACUGCAGAGAUUGUUCCAAGCCCUGAAAUCCUUAUCCCCAAGGAUGUACCUAAAAAGGAAAUACAAAGGAAAGUUGUUGUAAAAGCUACAAAGUCUACUGAAAAACUUCCUGAACGUCCAGUAUCACCAGAGCUGCCUCCUCCAGGGACUCCACCAGAAGAAGGGGUCAUUAUUCAGCAAACAGAGUAUGUAGUUGAUAAAGUAGAUGUAAAGUCAAGAAUUUUGCCUCCUCCAAUGCAAGAAGUACAAACUUAUGAAGAAAAGCCAUAUACAAAAAUUAUUGAAAGAACAGAGAAAACUUUCACUGAUAUUAAGCUGGAAGAGGAAAUGAGAAUGAAGAAGGAGAAAAUGGAAAGAAAAAUAACCACUGAAACUGAUUAUGAGCAAGUUCCAGAAAGACCUCCUCCCCCAGUUGAAGAAGAGCAAGUGGUUGUUGAAACUGAAAGGCUCAUGGACCUGGAACCAUUUCCAUUCACAGUAGAGGAGCCAAAACCUAAGAAAGAGAGAGGCCCACCCCCACCAAAACCUAAAAAGUUUUAUAAGGGAGAGUUUAGGGAGAGUGAUUAUGAAAGUGAUUAUGAAGGAAGACUAAAGCCAAAGUGGAAACCAGCAGACAGUGAUGUAGAAGACCCAGAAUACACACCAGUCAGACCUCCUCCACCCAGAGAACGAACAAUUUCUAAGAGCAGAGAACGAACUCCAACUCCUCCAUCUAAAUUUGAUGUCCCGCCUACAUUAGGUGAACCAUUGAGGCCAGUAAUUAAACCUGUAGAUCAGCCUCUCGUGCAAGCAUUUAAGGAAACAUCUCCAGAAAUCAUCAUUCCAAAGAUAGAGGAAAAGAAAGUGAGUAAGACUCCAAAGGUGGUUCCAAAAGCUCCUUCAAUAAAGGUAAAACAGGAAGAGCCAGAAAAGCCCAAAGUGCCAUCUCCUCCUCUACCCGAGCCAGGACCGCAACCUGAAAUUGGAUAUGUUGAAGGUGGAACAGCAACUUUAGUUCAGGAAGAAGAGGAUGCCCACAUUCGAAUGAUUAAGAAAAAGAUUGAAGCUAAGAAAGGUUUCCAGAUUGAUAUUGAUAUUACAGAUAUAUAUGACUUUGUAUCUGAGUCAGAGCUUGAAAAAACAGAUACAGAAUCAGGAAAAGGGAAGCAGUUCCCUAAAUUAGAACCAUUCCCCUAUGAACCAGAGCCACACAGACCUAAACGUGAAAGAGGUCCUCCACCACCGCAGCCAAAGAAAUUCUUCAAAGGAGAGUUUAGAGGCAGUGACUAUGAAAGUGAUUAUGACAGCAGGCCUAUUGCUCCCAAGUGGCUUCCUCCUGAUAGUGAAGGGGAAGAGCCAAUGUACAGACGAGUUGCACCUCCUGCUGGGGAUCCUGGCAAGCGACGAAGUGAAUCUUCAGGCAGGGAUCCAUCUCCUCCUUCCAAGUUUGAUCAACCCCCUCAAUUUGAAGGUCCUCCACGUCCAGUGGUGGAACUUUCAGAUAUACCAAGAAGGGAAAGACGUGAGUCCUUGGAAGAGUACUCCAUACCCCGGUUCCCUAAAGUGGAAUUCAAGCCAUUUGAUCUGGAAGAUGAAAAUAGACACCAUCCUCACAUUUCUCAUACUACAGAUACUGAAACAGAACCAGAAGCAUUUACACAGCCUUUAUCACCAACCAAAACUGGCAUUGAUAAAAAAUAUGCUAAGUCUGCACAGAAGGUAGUUAGCCACCAGUUUGAGGACAUGACACAGACAUUCCGCCACAAAGCCCAGAAAUUUGCUGAGCAGCUAGUGACUGAGGUAUUUGCUGCCAGGGAGGGCUCAGUUCCAGCUGAGCCUGCAGGUGAACCUCCAUCCAUGCCCGAAGAACUCAAAAAGCAAUCUGUCUCACCAGUCUCCACUGCUGCACCUCCUACUACUGCUGAUGGACUUGCAACUGAUGUCCAGGAACCCCAGGCUUAUAGAGAUGAAUCCAGGGUCUCCGAAUUUGGCACAAAACACAUUGAUCCAGACACAGGUCUGAUCUACUUCAAAUAUGACUUUGGAUAUGAAUUUGGAGUUAUUCUACCUGGAGAAGCAAAGAAGUUGGAAAAGAAGAAAGAGGUUAAUGGUGACCGCACCACAGACAUCCCUAUACCAGUAAUUCAUGAGAAAUCUGGUACUUCCUGUAAAUCUGAGAUAAGCAGCACCAAGACAAAUGGACAUAUCCAGACACCACAGGAAAAAUCCUUGCAAGAAGAGCCUCCUCAAACAACAGGCAAGACUUUAUCAACAGAGGCUCCAGAAGAAGACCACACAUCUCCUCAGCCAUCACUGCAGUCAGACAUCUCGGAAACAGACCGUGAGUAUCAGCAGUAUAUGGGCAAGAUGAUUCCUGAAUUUGUGCCCAAGAAGCAAGCACAGUUCCGUCCCAUUUCGGGUGACCCAUACUCAGACAGCGAAGCUGAGUCUGAUCACCCAAGUCCAACCAAGAUCUCAGAACCAGUUCAUGGUAUUGAUACAGGCCCUAAGAGAUUUAUGCCUUUGGUUCCUGGUGCAGCAGUUCAACCCAAGUCAGUACGCCCCAUCCACGAUGCUCCAGUGGAUCCGCUCAGCACUGUCGCAGAACUGGGAGCCAUUACGCGACCUGGCGGUGUUGGUGGGAGAGACUCUGCGUCUAGAAUGCGUGGUGCAGGCAGAUCCACCAGUGCAAGUCACGUGGUCCAAAGGGGGCAGCGUACUUCAGAACGGGCCAGAUUACCAGAUAGUGUACAGAAACGGUGUUUGUAGGCUGAUCAUUCCUCAGGUGCUCCCAGAGGAUGAGGGGGUGUAUACCUGUACAGCUGUAAACCUUUUGGGGGUGGACUCCACCAGCGGCACAGUCUGCAUUACAGGUGAGAAGAAGUAAUCCUCACGCCACAUAGAAUCUACUUCUGCUACUCCUGCUGCUGGUACUUCUGCUGUUGGGGUUUCUCAGGAGUUCUGUUAAAGACUGUCUUUGGUGGUGGUGGUAUAAUAAAAAGUAGCCAAUAUGCUACUGUUGUGCCUCUAUUCCACUCCCCUUGCCUUUGUUCUGUCUAGACUUCAAACACUACAUUUUUGCAAACUCAGAUUGUGUAGUGUUGGUGUUGGCGUUAGUUUCUUUUGUGACUCUCCUGGUGUAGAGAAAUAACAAGGGGAUUCAGCUUAGCUUAGAUUUUAUAAAAAGAAAAUUCAUUGAUAGGAAAAGAUAAUGUAUCUUUUCCAAAGAAGUUCAUAAAGUAAAUAUGUUUGAGAAGCUGGUAUUAAACACAAAUAAAAGAUGUAUGGCCCAUGUUCAUUAUCACUGCCUUUGGUAUAAAUGAUUGUUUUAAGAUAUUUGUAUUUCAGUCAGACAACAUUUAUCUAAUUAAUCAGUAUCAUUGUAUUCAGAUUACAGUCCAUUCUGUUCUUUGUUCUAGUCAGACUUCUGAUGGACUUGAACUGAUUUCUCUAUUGUAAGGUUCCUAGUCAAAUAAUAGGCCUCUCUGUGAUCUUCUCUCUGACCUGGUUUUAAGUAUAGUGGAUUUUUAAAAUAAUUUUAGAGUGUAACUUCAAAUUCUCUGUAGUGUUAGCUAUUCAUAGUCACAAGCAAUGUGUUGAUUACGCUUCAUUUUCACUUGGGGAAGAUAUUGUUCCCAAAUAAUGAUACAAGUAUUCACUGUUCUGUCUUCCAUGCCUGUCUUGACUAAGUGCCUUCUGUACUGCCUCUGUAUUUCCUUUUAUCCCAUAAUCUCAUGACUGCAGGCUCCCUUCACAUCCUCUUCAAACAAACUAAACUCUAGGCUGUGCAACAUGUGCAUGAAUGACAAAUAUUUGUUAAGAAUAAUGAAUGUGAACUAGCUUUACUUGCAGUCUCCAGCAGUUAUGUUCAUUAUAUUUGAGACUUGUGAAGCAUCAUGCCUGUAGGUCCUUUUCAUAUAAAUUCAGCAUGAGUCUGGGAUGUCAUCAUGAUUUCAUAUACUUUCUGGAUAAUUCUACAUAGAUUUUUAGGAGAUCCAAUCAUCAUUCAUUAGUCACUGGAUUAUUGUAAUGUGAAGGGCAUGAUGCUGAUCCAGAUUUUCUGCUGUACAUAUAAAAAAAAAUUAAAACCUUGUACUGAAACUUCCCAUGACAGAAAGGCCAGACAUGAAGCAGAUGAUGAUCCUAAGGAAUAUGUGAACAGCUUUGUUAACCAUUCUACAGAGUUAAUAACCUAAACAUUUCUAGGUUAGACAGAAACUAUAAUAGUUUCCUGUAUUAGGCAGCCAUGUUCCAGACAUGUGGAAGAAAGAAAGUAUACAUAAUCCUUCUUAAGUAUUGAAUUAUACAACACUCAUAUAUGUCAGUUUUCAUGUUCAAGUGUCCAGCCCAUUUCUUUUAUCAUUGGAAGAUAAUUUUGUCUUAAAGAUCAUGCUACAAGUUUGUUCACGAAAUAGCUGUUGUUUAUAGUUAGUUGAUGACUGUCUUGCCUCCUUCAAUGGUGGCUUGGUUUAAUAAAAUGAUCCAAAUGGAGGAAACUUUUCUUGUUUCAUCCUAAGAACUUUAAAUAAAGGAAUACCUAUAUAA
Messenger RNA from Penaeus vannamei (Pacific white shrimp), 12477 nucleotides. The record is from RefSeq and is a predicted model, not a curated record. Lineage: Eukaryota; Metazoa; Arthropoda; Malacostraca; Decapoda; Penaeidae.